CCAGUUGCCAGGUGAUUCGGAGAGCUAGUCGCUGGUUAAUUGCCCAGAGAAGAGUAGAGACAUUAUAUUUCUUGUCGUUCUCAGGAUGAGCAGCUUCUUUUCGACCCCAGCUCCGAUAUAGGCAGUUCAGUCAUUUGACUGCUUUCGUUCAUUCAUCAAGCUUACCAAACUACAUACCUACGAAGUACUGCUUAAACCAGCUUAUUUUGACCCACAUCGACAACGACGGCCUGAAAAUAAAAACAAUACCAAAAAAGUUUAGACGCAGUUCAGUCGAAACCCGGAUGUAAACGGGCAUAUAACCGUUCGUUUUUGCCGACUAACAAAACGCCACCACCGCAACAAAACGGCAAAAAAAGAGAUGGACAGCACGGAGGAGUUCGGUGCGGCUGCGGGGCACCAGGACCCGCGGCGCACGUUGCUCGUGGUCUACAUCCACGGCUUCAUGGGCAACGACACUUCGUUCCAGCGGUUCCCGGCCCACAUGCACGAGUUCCUUCGCGAGUCGCUAGCGGAAACCCACGCCGUCCACACGAAGAUAUAUCCGCGCUACAAGACGUACCGCACCAUCGACGUCGCCACCGAGAACUUUAGCCGCUGGCUCUCACCCCACGAGGGUCCGACCACCGAUGUCGUCCUCGUCGGCCACUCGAUGGGUGGCCUGCUGGCUGCCGAUGUCGUCUUGCUGCCGGCGCCAGGGGUGCAGGGUGGUGGGCGACGAGUUCGGAGGCAUAGGAUCCUAGGUACGGUCUCAUUAGAUUCGCCAUUUUUGGGCCUGCACCCGGGCAUCAUUACCGCCGGCAUCGCGAGCCUGUUUAGGAAGUCGCCCGAGCCUCCCGGCAAGGACGCCUGGGCGGAGGCGGACCAGCGCGGCCGGCUCGGAGCGGCGCCGUCUACUCCGAACUUCCCGGCGCUCAGCCCAUCGUCUAGCCUCUCGCCGGAACCAUCGCUGCACGGCGACCUGAGCGAGCUGAGCCCGGCGCCGUCGGCGGCAAGCUCAUCCACGGGGGCCUCUUAUUUCCAGUCCAACGUGAGCCAAGGGACCGUUGGCAGUUACAGCGGCAGGCCAGCCGCGCAGCCGUCGGCGCUCGAUAGUAUCAUCAGCAUCGGCAGGUCGGCCACGGCGGUGGGCAAGUCGGACCCGCACUACAAUCCGCCGUUUUUCAACGACGUCCAGUUCAAGGACCGUGGCUUCCUCCGAAACGUGUGGCAUUUUGCCCAGAAGCGCAAGCUCGAGGGCGAGAACCUCAUCGACGCCGCGACGGAUCACAUAGUGCGGCACCUGCAGUUCGGCAAGUGCCUCGCGGAUCUGAAGGGUCUGCAUGCCAGGUACGACGCGAUUCGAGAGCUGGAGGAUGAGGGUAUGGAGACGAGGGUCAGGUUCGUGAAUUACUACACGGCGUCGACGGGGAGGCCCAAGGAGUCCAAGGAGCCGAAGGACGGGUCUAAGUCGCCGCUUCAGAGGUCGCACUCUAGGGACAACUCGACGACUAGUUUGGAAGUCAACAGGACGACUGCGGAAGCGGCUACAGGUGCUGUUACGACUACUGGUGGUCAUUUGGACGCGCCAGACAGGGCGUCAGACUCGCCGCAGCUCACAACCUCGAUAAUACCAAUCAAGCAUCACGGAGAUUCGCCCAACCCUACUGCCUCUGGAAUCGCCGGUGCUAGCACUGGAAAGGCGCAGGAAACCGGGCAUAACAGAGAGGCGAACGGAUCCUCUGCAUCAAAUACAGAUCUGCCACAUGAGCGGACAGACCCAGAAACACCACCGCCGGCAUAUGAAUCGGGCACCAGCACGCCAGAGCUCAGAUCUAUUUCGCCAAAUCCCGAAGAAGAAGCACCCCCACCACUUCCCCAACGGCCAGCCCCGAACACAGCAGACGAGACGUCCUCAGAUAAGCCCGAGAAUGAUGAGAGCACGAUCCCGCCAGCGCCCCAGGAACCGCAAAGGUUGAACAUACCCGAGGACGCAAGUCCCGAAGAACGCAAGCGUCUAGACAAGGAGCAUAAGCAGGCCUUCAAAAAGUACGAGCAGGACGUCAAGGCGCGGAUCAAGGCGAUCAAGGAACGGGACAAGGCCAUCGAGAAGGAGAGGUCCAAGAGGGAGAAGGAGAAGCAGAAGCGAGAAAAGGAGGAGCAGAAGAGGCUGCAACAGGAGGAGAAAAAGCGUGAGAAGGAGGCUAAGGAAAAAGCAAAGCAGAAGGAGAAGGAUGAGAAGGGGCAAGGUCGAAACGAGGGUGGCGGGGACGGAGGGGUGGCGGCAGAGGAUACUCAGCGCGAGGACAGCAACGGGAACGAUACAACCAACACCCAGGAUAUCGUGCUCCGGCAAGCCGCCGACGCCAUAGCUGCCGGUAACCAGCACCUUGAGCAGGCAGACGUCGACAGGGCCGUGUUGGUUAGCAGCAGCAGCAGCAACAACACGAACAAGGAGAAGAAGCCCAAGAAACUGCGCAAGUUCUGCAUGCUCCCGAGGAAAAAGAGCGACGGCAGCAGAGACAGCUGCUGGAUAGACGUGUACAUGGAGGGCAUGGACGAGGUUGGCGCACAUUGCGGGCUCUUCUUCCCCGGGCCGCAGUACGAGACGCUCAUCGGGGAGGUGGGCAUGCGAAUCCAGGGGUGGGUGCAUGAAGAUGCCUCUAGGCGGGUGAUAUUGGAAGGUUGAAGUUAAAUUUUUUGUUUGACCCCCAUGUUGGCGGGCAGUAAUUUGUGCAACAUUGCGCAUAUUGCAAAUGCAAUGGUACUUGUUGUUGCACCCAAAAAGACCACUUUCCAAAGCGCCACUGGACAAAAGUGUGUUCUGCGACUGUCGCCUGUGGAUGUUGUGUGAUUUCAAGGUCUGGACCGACCCCGUAGCCCAUUUUCAAUUUAGGCAUGCCAAGGCAGAGAAAUGGCAACCGCGGCGCGCUGUGGGAACGGAUCGCGCCACGCACAGGGCUCCGCUGGAUCCAUCUCGAUCACCACGAUGACAAAGUUUCCGGUUUUGAACCACGAAACAUUCAAGACCCCUACCUGACCAAGUCCCUACCUAAUACACACUCCCUUUAUCUUUUGUGCGUUUCUUUUCUCUUGGGGUACGUUGGCUGCCCCGGUUGCCAAGCCGGGUGAUAGACAAGCAAAGUUAGUAGCUCGGAGAUGACAGAACCUUGUGGCUUUGCUGCACGUGCGCCCGGUCACCUAAAUGCAGUUUCUUUUGUCUUUGUCAGGGGUUGCGUCACAUACUGUAGUCAAAGCGACAUUUUCUUAGGCUGUGUGUUUUCUU
Pyricularia oryzae 70-15 is the source of this 3265-nucleotide messenger RNA. RefSeq lists its product as uncharacterized. Lineage: Eukaryota; Fungi; Ascomycota; Sordariomycetes; Magnaporthales; Pyriculariaceae. The transcript has a single exon. Bases 362 to 2668 code for a protein of 768 amino acids. The record is from RefSeq and is a predicted model, not a curated record.